UCACUUUUUAACUAUUGAUUUGAAAAAAAAAUCCACUUUAUAUAUUAAGGAUAACAUAUUAGCAAACACUUAUAUAAGUGCUUUUAUUACCAAGCACUGUUCUAAGAACUUGCAAUAUUUACUCAUUUAAUCCUUACAACAAUCCUAUAAGGUACAUGCUGUUAUCAUCCCCAUUUUACAGAUGAGAACCUGAGGCACAGACAGAAUAAGUGAUUUGUGGGAUGUGUAGCUGUGUAGUUGGGAAGAGGUAGAACUGGGGUUCAAACUGAGCAGCCUGGUUUCAGGUCCUUGCUCUUGACCACUAGACAUUCCAGCUAAUGUUUUGUUUGUUGUGUAUUUUACAAAGUUGUUUUUCCAAUUUGUCAUUUGUCUUUUAACUUUAAAGUUUUUUUUUUAAAUUAGGUUUUCACUUAUUCAGUCAAAUCUAUUAAUCUUUUCCUUUAUAGACUUCAGGGUCGUUUGGUUGGCCUUCAAGGGUAGAAUAUGAAGCACAAAUUGGAAAGUAGAGGGUAAUAUAUUUCAUAUAUACUAUUUCAAACUUACUAAGAACUUUCAGGUGAAUAUGUGAAGAAAAUGUCAGAAAAGUUCAUAGUGCUAUGGGGGCUCUGUUGUGUAGUAGAAGCCCAUAGCACCUCUCAACUCAAAUACUGAACAACAUUCUAACUGGUCUCCUUGCUGCACUUUCCUCUCACCUCGGCCUACAUCACUGUACUGGUUCCAUUUAACAGAAUUUUUUACAUUCCCAGGCUACCACCCUUCUACUGUGCGAGGUACUGUGGACAGAGAUGGUUGAGGAUCCCACUCCUUCACAGCACAACUCCAGCCAGCCCAGUGCGCCUGCGCUCUCCUUUCUAACUACAUCUUCCUUCCAGAAGUCCUAAAUCAUGCUAAUCUUUCAGGCCCAAGCUUAACUUUUCCUUCCUCUAGUUUCUUGUUCACUUCAGCCCACAAAAUAAACUCUCCAAUUAACUUCUUUGGCAUUGAUUGCAUGUACUAAUACGAGUGUAGUAUAGUGCCACCUGAGAUCAUAAAUGUAAACGCACCAGGUAAACUGUACGUGCUGUUAAAAACAGUUCUGUUAUCCAUGAGAAAGCAUUUUUUGUUUUGUCUUUUUGUUUCUGUUUGUUUUUAAAAUCUUGUGCACAAAGUAACAGCGAGUUAUGAAAAACAGUGAGGCCCAGGUGGUGGGGCUCCCAUACAUAAGGAGACCUGAAAGGGUACCCAACCAGUGCUUUCCCGGGUCCUAGUUUGGGAAAGUCAUAAUAAGCAUGGAGGAACGAUGUUUUAGGUUAAUAUUAAAGUAGGAAAAUUACGGAUUGCUUUGAAAAGACAAGUAUCUUCUAAACCUGGCGCAGCCGGCUGACACUACUCCCUCACACACAGCUGGAUAAAUUGAGGCAAACCGGGCGGGACUAAGACCUCAGGGGACGGCUGGGGGGCCCGUGCUUCAUGGGGCAAAAGGUACACACUCCCAAAACCAGAGCACAGCGCACAGCAACCAGGCGCGAUUUCGGAGGCCACGUGACGGCGCCGGUCCAUCACAAGCAGAGGGCAGGACUCCGCACCGCCACUCUCCCAGUCGUCCAAUAAGAGACAGGGAGCAGACAAGGUGGGCGGGCACCACCCGCCCCUCCUCCGAAGGCCGCCCAGCGCGGGGCGGGCCCAGCUGCCGCCCUCCAGUGGGGUCCCGGCCAGCACUGCUCGGCCGAGGCAAAAGGGAGAUGCAAACGUCAGUCAAACGGCCUCGCCAAUGAGUUCACGCGCUGCUCUCGAGCCCGCCCCUGCGUCCGCCUCCCGACGCCCGCGCUGCCUUCCCUCAAGCCGCCGCGGCCCGCCAGCCCGCGCCUCCAUCCGGGUCCUCGUGUGCGGGUCUCGGGUGGCGGUGGGUGCGAGGGCCGGGCCAUCUCCGCGGAGGGCGGCGGCGGCGGCGGCGGGCGGCGGCCUCCUCCGCGGUCCUGAGGUGGGUACAGAGGCGGGACGGCGAGCGCGGGCCCGCCGCCAUUUUCCUUCUCUCGGACCCCCUGAGGCGGUGGGAGAAGGGGAGCGCUGCCGGCAGGAGAACCAGGAUUACCUAGGAGAAAGCCUUCCUGUGGUGCUCAGCUGUGGUCUCUUUUCAGCAUUCACCCUGGGCAUUCUCGUCACUGUGGGAUGAGGUAGUAGGUUGUAUAGUUUUAGGGUCACACCCACCACUGGGAGAUAACUAUACAAUCUACUGUCUUUCCUAACGUGAUAGAAAAGUCUGCAUCCAGGCAGCCUCAUAUAAAAUCAAUAACUAAUUGUACAACAUUUGAGAUUAACUUGUGUAAAAAUGCUGUAGCGCAGCAUUUCUUUAUAGUGUACAAGUUGCUGCUUAUUUUAGAGACUAAAAACGUUACCAAGUAGACUGAUCGGGGGUGGGGAUACUUUUUGCCUCUCAUUUCUGUGUGUCAGAAUAAGUGUAUGUUUUAUUUUGAUUGACGCUGAUAAUGCAACAUAAAGAGAUUGUACUCUUCAUUCCAGAAGAAAAUAUUGCUCUGUCAGAGUGAGGUAGUAGAUUGUAUAGUUGUGGGGUAGUGAUUUUACCCUGUUCAGGAGAUAACUAUACAAUCUAUUGCCUUCCCUGAGGAGUAGACUUGCUGCAUUUUGUUUCUAUCUAGAUCAUAUAAAAACUCAGAAGAAUGAAUUUUGACAUUGCUUUGAACUUACAGUUUGCUUAUGUCCUUUGCUAAUAACAUUCUCUGUCAAAUAUGGUGUACCUACAAUAGACACAGUAAUCUAACAUUUAAAUUUUUCACAUGUGGUAUAUUUCAGAAAUUUGAAAUUAAGCAAAAAUCUCGGAGUGGAGAAAGUAAAUAACCUUCAGGAAAUCUUAAUAGGGGACUCUUUGGAAUUGUGAAUAGAUUAACUGCUCUUGGUACAGAUGUCCAGGGUGAGAUCCUAGGUGGUAAAGGUAAAUACAAACUGGAAAAGCACUGUCUGAGCUAAAAUGGAGUCAGGUUGAUUAUGACUCAUUCCCUGGUUUGGAUUUUUGGGUGCCUUGGGCAUCGUUGUAAUCUCUGUUUCACUGGCUUGUUGAUUUGGACAACUUCGCUCUCCAGCCUGGAAAAGGAGAAAUGGGCUCUUGCAUUCAGCCCUUGUUCCCUGGUUAAGUCCUUAGGAUCUUAGCUUUGCCCUACCCCCCAAAACCUGAAGUGGGCCUUCAUUCACAAAGGGAGGUCUCCUGAAGUUGUCAGAUAAGGAAAUCUAUAGUUUGUUGUUUUUAAGAAAAUGUGAGGAUAAUGCUAGAAAGGGCUACUUGAGUUUUUAACACUCAUGGAGGUUCAUGUUUCAGUUUUCUUCCAAUGGCCAAACCAUCAAGCAAGGCUAAAGCUCCCUGUUUUAAGUACUUGCCAUUUUUAUUUUGGGAGAAGAAAAAGAGGCAAAGUGGAGGUGAGGGAGAGGUCACCUCUUCCCAAAUAUUUCCAUCUGUCCUGAAUCUUAAUAUCUAAGAUAAUCCCUGUGCAGUGCCAUUGGCAGCAGGAACUUUGCAUGAGAGAAAACAUCAAAUUCUCUCUUGGAUGGUCCAAACCAGGUAAUUUAUCCUGGGUCAGAUUUGUGUGUUUUAUUUCAUCCCUGGCAUAUAGAUGGAAACCUGCAUGGUCCAGAAUUGGUCUUUGUUAUAGACUAGACAUACACACAUGCUGGGCAGGGGCCUCUUGUAGUCAUUGCGUUUUGGUGUGCCAAAGAAAAGUGGGAAUAGUUGAGAAAUUGUUUGGCAAGUGCAGUUGUUUUGUGGGUUUCCAAUACAGGUGCCUCCAGUGUGGAUAUCUUCACCAUUCUGCAUUUGGAAACUGAACUAAUACCUUAGGUCUAGUGAAAAAUGAAUUUGUAUCAUUUAUUGAUUGUACAAGGACAUAUUUCAUAACCUUAUUGGCCAAGCCCAGUAAUUGAUUAAAGUUGUGGAGAACUACGUUUUGUGAAAACCUUUAAAAGUACCUUAUGGUAUAGUGAGAGAGUCUCUAAAAGCUUGUUUUUGAUGGUAACAAAAACCACGAUCAGAAUUUGCUUCUGUUUACUCGAAGUCAAGGGUCAAAAAUCCAAAUAACCUGGGCCUAGAAGUGGCUGGUUUAUAACUAGGAAACAGCAUCUAAAGGGGACAGGCCAUAAGUUAAUUUGCUUCAGUUGACGGUGGUAAGAAGGAUUUAUACAUACUGUCACCUAAUUCUCUAGUUUAUCAAGAGAGGUGGAGAGUUUAUGAAAUAUGUUUAAAUUUUAGUACUAUAUUAAAUGUUUCAAAAAGUCUGUGGCUCCAACAGUACAUGAUGGGCUGGGUAUUAGGCUUCUGGUUUGCAUCCUCUUGGUGUAAUUGAAUUACUUUUUAUCCCUUCAUAACAAGAGGUUUGAUUUUAAGCAAACACAUUUGUGGUUUUUACCAAAGGCAUAUGGCCAGUAACUUUUUUUUUUUUUUUUGGCUUCGUGGCUUGUGGCUUGUGGGAUCUUAGUUCCCUGACCAGGUAUUAAACCCAGGCCCUCAGCAGUGAAACCACAGAGUCCUAACCAGUGGACCGCCAUGGGAUUCCGGCCAGUAACUUUAAAAGCAUCAGUGACCGAAUUCUAAUUGGUUUGAAUUUGAAAUAAAACCAAAAACAUAUGGCCUAAUUUAACAGGUUAAUUUGAAGUCCAUCUGCUAAGUAGAAGACUGGCAAGAAAAAAAUGGGUUCCUAGGAAGAGGUAGUAGGUUGCAUAGUUUUAGGGCAGGGAUUUUGCCCACAAGGAGGUAACUAUACGACCUGCUGCCUUUCUUAGGGCCUUAUUAUUCCACGGUAACCAGUUUCUUUGCUACCUUGCUUUGGUGUAAACAGAGUUCUUUCUGGAGGUUUUCUCACAAAUGAAAACAUUACAGGACUACCAAGGGGAGCCAUGCUUGCAUUAGUGAUUUAAAAACAGCAGCAUGGUACCAACAUCAAUCAACUACUGAGGAUUUAAGACUUCUGAAGUAUAGAGUUGCUCAUGUAAUCUCACUUUGGGGUUGCUGGAAAGUUUGGGAAAGCACAGUUUGUUUUUGUUUUUGGUUAAGAUCCCUUUUCUGAUCAAGAGAUGCCAGCUCUAUCCCCCUCUGUAGCCUUUGUUACACCUGAAAGAAGGCAUUUAAUGAAACUACUGAAAUAUUUUGCUUUUUCCUCCACUGUAUUUAUAAAUAUUUAUCUUGCUAAGUUUCUAUGUUUCUUUGUCUUUGGGACUUAAAAUUUGGAGCACUUCUUAGGGGUGGUAUUAUGUUGUGGGAAUCCAUCAUUGUAUUGAGCACUCAUUAUGGUAUGUAAUCCUGUGAUUGAAUCUUUAAUGUGUACAAGGACUGGAAGGUCAACAAAAAUGAAGGGUUAUAAGAGUCAUUAUAUUUUGUUAAACAUCUUUCCAAUAAAAAGAUUACUUUUACCUUAAAA
Molecule: messenger RNA, 5399 nt
Organism: Aethalodelphis obliquidens (Pacific white-sided dolphin)
Lineage: Eukaryota; Metazoa; Chordata; Mammalia; Artiodactyla; Delphinidae
Exons: 2
Coding region: 1751-2152 (133 amino acids)
Source: RefSeq, a predicted model, not a curated record